Messenger RNA from Cylindrotheca closterium, 1488 nucleotides. NCBI's taxonomy places the organism in Eukaryota, Bacillariophyta, Bacillariophyceae, Bacillariales, Bacillariaceae. The record is from the annotation of a GenBank genome assembly.
AUGUCCUUAGCUGGCGAAAAGAAACCGCUUCUCACCAAAGCGGUUGUAGAUAGUCAGGAUGAUACCACGGUGGAACACUCGCAAGAUGUUCCCUCGCUCAAGGACGAAGCCUGGGAUAUCUUGAGACUUGGUGUCCCCAUUUUUAUUGCCCGUCUCUCCUGGGUGGGUAUGAAAACCACAGAUACUGCUCUUUUGGGGCAUGUGAGCAGUAAAGCGCUUUCGGCAUCUGCCCUGUCAGAUCUUUGGACCAUGUGUACACAAGUGCUGUUGACCGGACAAGUGUUGGGGGUCUUUAUCGGAGGCGCUGUUGGUGCUGGGAAUCCCAAGCUCGCUGGAAUAUAUCUGCAGGUCUCGUUGGUGGUAUUGGGAAGCAUGUCUCUCAUUGUCUUUACCGCUUGGAAUCUCACCGAACAAGUAUGGGUAGCAUUUGGAAGCGAUCCGGAAGUUGCCGCCAUGGCUGGAUAUUAUUCCCGAGUAUUGAGUUUUGCCAUACCAGGUAUUUUGGUCUUUGGUCAAGUGUCACAAUUCUUUUCGGCACAGCGCAUCAUGAAUCCCGAAGUCAAUAGUGCCAGUUUUGGUUUGCUCAUGAAUCUAGUGCUGGGUUUGAUCUUUGUUCUUGGGUGGCCCAUCACAGGUUUUGGUGGAUACGGCUUUGAAGCUUGCCCCAUUGUGACUGCAACAGUGACCUACUUACAAUUGGCACUGAUCAUGAUUGUCUACAUCAAGAUUCAACGGCUACACGAAACCUGUUGGGGCGGAUGGAAUUGGGCCGAGAUCACCAAGGUCCGCAUUGUCGCCUUUUGCGAACUGUACAUACCGGCCGCUUUGGCGUAUGCCAGUGACUUUUGGAGAACCGGUGUGAUUGGAGCAGUGGCAGCCAAGUUGGGAGAGCAAGAAGUUGCCGUCUUCAAUACUAGUUAUCGUAUCAUGUGGAUUGCAUUGGUGUUGGUUGGAGCAUUAUCUGGAGCAUCUGCCAUUAACAUGAGUUUACGAUUGGGUGGAAUGAACCCCAAGGGAGCCAAACAAGCUGGUUAUGUUGGUAUCGUGAUGGCAACGAGCAUGCUAUUGAUCUUGAGUAUUGCUAUUCUGUUUGAUAGUCGCUUGUUUGGAAUGAUUUUCACCCAGGACGAGGAGUUUUUGGACAUGUUUGAAGAAGCUCGUAUCCCCUUUACGCUUACCUUGUUCUGCAUGAACUUGGCAGUCGCGUUGGAACGAAUCCCAUACUCCAUGGGACGUACCAGAGAGGUCUUUGCUAUGGGGUUUGUUGGAAGCUGGGUUGGCCAAGUCCCAGCCGUCUUUUUGUGCACCGCCUACUGGCGUGAUGACUUGGUUGGACUUUACACGGGUAUGGCUAUCGGAUACUUUCUGCUAGUAGUUCUGUACGGAGUCAUUGUCUAUCGAAGUGAUUGGGCCAAGUAUGCAGAACUUGCUCAGCAACGAUCCGAAUCAUCAUCAUCAACUACUAAGAAGCCAGUACUAGUAGUCUAG